AUCGCUCCAACCGGGUUGACGCUGUUUUGACACGCCGCAGAUGAAUUUACGUCACAACGUCGAUUUAAGUGGCUUCUGUGUUCCUGUCUUGGCCAAGAUGAUCUGCAUUUUCUUCUUCUCGUUGCUUCUGCACGAGGGAACCGUACACAGCUCUCGGCUGGUCGAAACGGACGCUUUCCAAGAAUGGUCAACGCUAGAUUCGAGCCAUUACUUUGAUACAACAAUCCCGUCGAACGUGACGGGACUCGUUGGUGACACCGUUGAACUGAUGUGCAAAGUGAAAAACCUGGGGAAUAAAACCGUGUCAUGGAUGAGACAUCGAGACAUACACCUUUUAACGGUCAGUAAUUACAUCUAUACGAGUGAUCAACGUAUCCAGACUAUUCACAAGUCUAAUACAGAGGAGUGGGUGCUGAGGAUACAGAAUCCGCAGAAAAAGGACUCUGGUAUCUACGAGUGUCAAAUAUCCACCACCCCUCCCGUGGGUCAUCGCGUUUAUCUAACAGUGGUUGAGCCAGAGACGGAGAUCUCCGGAGGUCCUGACCUGUUCAUCAACAAGUACAGUACGAUAAAUUUGACGUGCCUGGUGAAAUUCGCCCCCGAACCACCGUCCACGAUCGUCUGGAGCCAUAAUCACGAGCCGAUUAACUUCGAGUCGCCGAAGGGUGGCAUCAGUCUGAUCACCGAGAAAGGACCUGUAACUUCCAGCCGUCUGCUAAUUCAGAAGGCGAUCGAGAAAGACUCAGGCCUUUACACGUGUUCGCCGAAUAACACUCGUCCUAACAGCGUGCGGGUUCACAUUGUCGAUGAACAUCCGGCGGCGAUGCAUCACGGCGCCGGCCACAGAAUAGCUGCGACUUUACUUCAUUUUCUUUUACUUAUUUUCGGGAUCAUUUAGCCGGUGCUCGGUCUCGACAAGUGGUCUUCCCUGCGAAUUGUUUCCGCGUUAUCGAUCAUACUCGAUUCAGUUUAUCUCUAUUCCAACGAUGUCUGAACUUGGCCGCUCGCUUCGAGCAUCUUCGUUUUCCUUUUAUUUCUAUUUCGUACCUCUUCAAUUUUAUUGCUUUCCUAAGUGUGUCAUCGUUUCAUUUUGCGUUCAGUUGAUUUAUUUUUCUUUGGAAAAUCAUAUAGACCAUCCUCGUGCGAAAACAAUUUUUCUUUGCACGUAUAUACCUAUCCUAAUGUUUCGGAAUAUCCUGUAGACAGUGAUUUAAUUUCCGCGCUUGUUUUCCUUGCCUCGGCAUGCACGACACGAGAUCGCGCACUGGUUCGUGUGAAAUUGUUCUUUUCGGUAGGAAAACAGACGAUGUGUUUUUUCUUUUUCUUUUUUUUUUUCCCACUGCAACAGACGAGCUCGACAAUCGUUUCGGAUUGAACCAUUGAAUUCGUAUUCGUUGCCGUUGUUAGUCCACGCUCGGAAACGUUUUACGGAUCGGACAGACGUUUUUAACGAGCCUUUUACACGCCGAUCGACCAGCAACAAGCAGUUAGACGAAACUUCGAUGAUGGAAUCAGUAACCGAGUUACAGACUGACGUAUAUUUAAUUAAAUAAAAAAAACAACCGCAUUGUUGGCAACAAUGGCGGGGAAACGUCGACAAGGUGCUCCAAUAAUAAACUUCCUUCUCCCUUGUUGACGAAACUUUACCGUACUUCCCUCGGUUUCGAUACGUUCACCUCGAAGCGACUUCCUAUCCAGGCAAACUCGUUACGUUCUAUUUCUGCCUUCGACAAAUGGAAUCAAUGUUACAAGGAAACGCGGAGUCUUUCGUGUCAUAAGACGUGGCAUAAGAAACGAGUGAAUUCGCUUCGAAGAUAAAACUCGAUCCUUCUCGCAUUCUUCCAUGUCUUUUCAUAUGAUUUUUGGAACACCCUGUACGUACGUUUUUUGAAAAAGUAAAUCAACAGAUUCUUGCGACUUUCAGUUCGCGAGAUUAACAGAUAUUCCAAUAUACGAGUAAAUAAGUUCGAUAGAAAAUGCUAUCGAUUCGUUCGACGAAUUAACGAGAAAUCGUAACGCGAAGGAUUUUCUUGGUAAACAGUAAACUGAAAGUUUCGUUUCAUUUUUGAAAUAGAAAUGUUUACAGAGGGUACAGCAAUGUGUGCCAGGAGUUAAGGAAAAAGAGCGUUGCUAAAGGAUUAAGGAAAGAAACGGGAGGAACAGUUUGCUCGAAAGCUGUGUCGGGCCAUUCGUACUGAUUACUACUUAAUUUUGCUCUUUUUUUUUACCGAGUCUAAACCAUCGUGAUUACGGUGAACUGCGAUUACUUCCUUUUCUGCAGUUUUCUUCCUACGUUCGAGUUACUGUUUUACUGUACACAACUUCGCCGUGAAAGGAAGGAAAAAUAUCGUUCAGCGAGCAAAUGGAAGGAAAAUAUUUGCUCGAAUAAAAAAGAUGUUUUGUCAAUCUGAACCAGGACGAAGAUUAACUUUUUUUUUUUCGCGGAUAUCGCGAAAGGACGAAUUGAAAAUUUAUUGCAUCGUUUGAUUCAGAAUAUCUCUUUUGUAUACAGAAAUUGAAAAGUAACGCACGAAUUUCUUCCCACAAUUUUACAUUUUAUGGAAAUGGAAAAAAUCAAUUGUUGAAUUUGAAGCGCGAAUAUUCAGAAACGUGCAGUAACUUACAGUAAUUCGAAUAUUCGUUCAGAUAAUUAAAAAUUCUAAGAUAACUUUGUUGAGUUUAAAGCGUGAAUAUUUAAUUUUUCAUUUUUCACAUUACUGACCCUCUACAACACCUCGUGAAAGUUUGAUAUAAUGUAGCAAGAGUUUUUGAUUUAAAUUUAUAGCAUGCUUUCUUGCAUUUUUCAUCGUGUCUGGCUUGAAAUAUAAAUUACUCGUGAAAAUUUCAUUCGCCUUAAAAUUUUGGGCGAAUAGAUGUAUAAAUCGCUGUAAGUUGAAUAUAAUUAACUGCCAUUAUCUGUACGCGUAAUAGUCGUGGUUUUGUUGUAUCUAAGGGACCAUGAAGGUUAAGCAAAGACAGAUGGUCCAAUUAUCCUGAUUAACGAGUGUUAUUUGGAAAAUAAGACACGGACGUUCGUAAACCAUAGCAAAAACUCCAUGGUACUCUUUUGAUUGCGACACGAUACCAUUAGUCGUAAGUCUUUUUACAAAAUUUGAAAGAUAAAGAGAGAAGCACCCGUUAGUCGUACGCGAUAUUAAAUGCUAUUAGUCAAAAAUGGUAAAAUUAGAUAAGUCUUCUUUAUCUAAGAAAUUUUUUACGAAUGUACAUAAAUAGAUAAGAAAGUGAGAAUCUUCUAUAGCGACGUAUCUCCCCUUUGUAGCGAUUGAUUAAAUAAAACAGAAGAGUCUGUUCGGUGUUAUUCUAAAAAGUGUUUAAAAGAAAUAACAGUUUACAUGGAUCGUUGUUAUUUUUAAUAAUUUACGAGAAAUAAAGUAUUCGUCACGGACUGCCCUUGUUCUUAUUACCGAAAGUAACAAAUUUUCCUGAUAACACUCCCUCCUAUCUUCAUCAGUGGUUUGUUGCUUGAAAAAUUUUUAUCCUCAUCAAUAUUUAAUGAGGUUUCUUGUUAAACGGCACCGAGCUCCCUCGAGAAUAUAUAAAAUUAUUGAUAGCGGUGUGUUUAAUCAAGAACGAUACAACCUCAACCUUCCCCUUUUCACGGUACAUUGAGAACAAAGCAGAAUAUAUUCGCAAACGAAAAAGGGUCGUGAUAUAAAAAAAGAUUCAGAAAACAGUGAUCUAGUUAUACCGAAUUCAAGUGUAAGUAGAAUAAAGCGAAGGACGAAUAAAAUUAUCGAGAGUGGUCUCAUUUUCAGCCUGGAAAGCAUUCGAGUAUAUAUCGAGGGAGCCGGUAAGCGUGAAACGGUCGCGAAACAGCCCUUUCUUUCUCUCUAAGCCCUUUCUUUUUUCUCGUUUCAAGUUACCGUCGCCAGUCGACGUCGCAUUUCCAAGGAGCCGUUUUAAUUAAUCCGCGAGCGCCGACUGACGCUAAUUACCCCUCUCUGCACCGAGACUUUUUCGCACGUUCUCCGCUUUGUAACAUCAACCGGUCAUCCUCUUCAAUCUUCCGUUAGAUUUCACCUGCCGUAGGCGUGCACUUGGAUCGCCCUCUUUUUCUUCUCAUUCCCUCCCCCUCCCCCGCCAAUUUUUCUAUUUUCACUCCUACUUCACCUCCCACCCUCUCUUUCGUGAGUAUACAGUUUUUGUUCGCGGUUUAAUGACGCGAGAAAAUAUCUUCACCGUUGAAAAAUUCGACGGCCCCUUGAUAUUCUGAUCCUUCUUUAAUUAGUUCCAACAGCGAGCUGCUUAACCAACCGAGAGAUCCGAUUUAGCGGUCUAUUUUGCAACGAAUAUCGCUUCUUCAUUUUUUUUUUCGCGCACCAUAAUCACACGUGAUAAUUCUUUUAAUCGACUCGUUGCUUA
Messenger RNA from Osmia lignaria (orchard mason bee), 4383 nucleotides. RefSeq names its product zwei Ig domain protein zig-8-like. Lineage: Eukaryota; Metazoa; Arthropoda; Insecta; Hymenoptera; Megachilidae. Gene Ontology annotation, cellular component: neuron projection membrane. Gene Ontology annotation, biological process: synapse organization. The record is from RefSeq and is a predicted model, not a curated record.